Messenger RNA from Mercenaria mercenaria, 2866 nucleotides. RefSeq lists its product as uncharacterized. The record is from RefSeq and is a predicted model, not a curated record. Bases 108 to 1373 code for a protein of 421 amino acids. Gene Ontology annotation, biological process: mannosyl-inositol phosphorylceramide biosynthetic process. Gene Ontology annotation, molecular function: mannosyltransferase activity. The transcript has 2 exons. Lineage: Eukaryota; Metazoa; Mollusca; Bivalvia; Venerida; Veneridae.
CAUUAUCAAAGGAAGUGUCCUUGAACAGCGCGACGAUUACUAUUUUACCUGUAUUUUAUGAAAGCUUAGUCAUUAAUUUAAACAAAGUGUAAAAACCGUAUUUCAGGAUGUUACUGAGAACGUGUGGUGUCAGGCUAAAUACACUGUGUUUAAUCUCAAUUGUUGCAGGAGCCUGGAUUUACUUAGUUUUUAGGAUAGAUUAUCCUAAUUACAAAGAACUGUCCACACACGAAGACAAAAUGAAUGAAACAAGCAAUAAAAACACACUGUUUCGGCCAGCAGUAGACCAGCCUUACGCCAAACACAUUACAACUUCUAACGAUCCGCUACAGAAGAAUCAUCAAAACAGCAAACUGGAAUUAUUACAUGACAAGUCUGGAUCAAACAAUUCAAAUGUCAUGCGGUCUAACCCAUUAUAUCCGCUGUUCCAGUCAGCAGAAGAGGAGGAAUUUCCGACAGCAGACGGGAAAUUGCCACGAAUUCCUCACAUUAUACAUCAAAUGUAUGCGGACGAAAUGAUACCAGAAAUGUAUAUAAAUCAUGUGAAAUCUUUUAUAAAACACAAUCCAACUUGGGAGUAUCGAUUUUGGACGGACGAAUCAGGUCGUAGACUGCUUCAAAAACACCAUCCAUACCUUGUUAAGGUAUAUGACGAUUUUGGAAGUAGUGUCAAGCGAUCCGAUCUACUUCGUUAUGCAGUGCUAUAUGAAUUUGGUGGAUUUUAUGCAGAUUUAGACAUGGAUAACCUACGUCCUCUUAACAUAACAACAAUGAAAUACUCUUGUAUUGUUCCAGUUGAACCGUUUGAACACAGUGCUUUGUUAAACAAUAUGAACUUUCUUAUGAACAACGCAAUCAUGAGUUGCCGUGCCAAGCAUCCGUUUUUCAAGCUACUUUUAACAGACUUACAAUCGGUCAAUCCAAGUGGUUAUCCAGUGGGGACCACAGGUCCUGGGUAUGUUACAAGAAAAUUUAUCAGGUACAAUCAUAUUAGCCUUGCAGACGCUGGUAGGAACAAAACUGAUUGGACAAGUAAUUCUCCCUAUUUCUAUAAGGGAGAACUGAGGGAGGAUGAUAAUAACUCUGUAUACGUACCUAAUUCACAGUACUUCAUGGACAAAUUGGAUCCUAUACAUGUAAAAGAAGACGGGAAGUUUACACAACUAUGUAAAGGUAUUGAAACCUUAUCAUAUCUGAAUCAAAGAGCCUGUUCGGAAUUCUAUAGACGGGAACCUUUAAGAAUAAACAAGAAAUACACAUUCACUGUACACCAUUGGUACCAUUUAUGGGAGAUGAAAAAAUCCUCUGUUAAUGAGCUCAAAAAGAUCAAUAUAAGUGAUAUAGUUUCAAAUUGUAUUCUUUAUAAUGGAUGAAAUUUAGAUGUGAUGUUUUAUUCUCAAAACAAACAAAAUGUGGAGUAUUAUAUAAACUAGAUGAGUGUCCAUAUUACACAGGUGCCUCCCCGCCUUCGCCCACUCCAGUCACUGUACAUGGUUUCAUGGUUCUAGAUGAAAUACUAUUUCAUAUAUGAAGCACAGACGUUUAAGCUCUAUGAGUAUUUUUCAAUAAGUAAAAUACCAUAACUCCUGCCAAGCUGAAUGAAAUCCCAUAUGCCAUAUAACAAUCCCGUAAUAUUUAAUGACUAGGCUAUGCUCUUUAUGCAUAUGUUUGGACAAUCAAGGGCCAUAAAUAUGAUCUGACUGACAGAAAUCCAGAAUCUCAGGUGCAUAACAUGUACUUUUAAACAUUUGGUCAAUCGCAAACGUGCUUCAUUAUCCUCAAUUAUAAAAGACAGAUUUAUAUACUAGACAAAUGUAUUUAUUUAUUACAAGUUCAUGCUAUUUUGUACAUACUAACUAGAAUCUAAUCCAUUAUUAAAUCUAGCAACUAUUUUCCCUCUCAUUGCCUUUUUCAUUACAUUACUUUAUGUGGCUUAAAUAUACUUGACAUGCCAGUGUAAUUCUUAUGCUAUACUUAAUGUGUGUUCAUUUGCAGCGGUUACCAUUUUAAAAUGCUUUUAUUUUACCUUUAGAAUACGUUUCGAACUGUAAACAGACACGGUGACCGAACCAUCUCUCUUCUAUUAACUCAUAAGUAAUAUUAUUUAGAAAUUAAUGACCUAGCAUAACAAUAUGUAUAUAUCAAAUAUCUUGUAUGUAUGCUUGUUAUGCUGUUUUUCGGGUUUUAAGUUCAAAGCCCGUAUUCAUUAUUGUUUGUCCUGGAAUAGAGUCAUGGGCUUCAAAGUGAUAAAUUUUCUUGGUGCUUUGCUAUUAUUAAUUCUAACACGACCAGCAAAUAACCUACAUACAUGUAGAGCGAAAUCUAUCUCGGCUUAUUCUGCAAUAAACCACUCGCGUGCAAUGACGUCAUCCGAUCCAGCUGCGUAGCACGGUCGUAAAAGGUAGUUACCAUUUUUCUAACACUGUUGAUACUAGUAUGUCGUGUUAGAAUCGAAAUAAAAAGUUCCCAAGUGAGAUUUAUCGUAGAAUAACCCGAGUUUUUCGUUCUUAUGUGAAACAGUAUAUCACUCAGGCCUACGGCCUUCGUGAUAUAUUCUUACGCAUAAGAACUCAAAACUCGGGUUAUUCUGCGAUAAACCAGGUUUGGGAACUUAUUAUUUAUUAAAUAAAUACAGAUCGGAAUGAAACUGCAUGAAUAUACAUUUUGCUGCUACAAACAUGCUAGCAAAAUCUGACGAGUACAAAUUUGCAAUAGGCAACGUUAUGGCAAACUGAAAAUUUACCGAUCUAAAGUCUUAAUUUUAGACCCACACGUGAACAGUUUUAUUCUGGUCGUCUUUGUUUCACAUAUUUGAUAGUAUCAGUAUGCAUGUUCAUCAAAUUUAAUAAAUGUGAAAUAAAACAUU